Messenger RNA from Oldenlandia corymbosa var. corymbosa, 1497 nucleotides. NCBI's taxonomy places the organism in Eukaryota, Viridiplantae, Streptophyta, Magnoliopsida, Gentianales, Rubiaceae. The record is from the annotation of a GenBank genome assembly.
AUGAUGUAUUUGCCUCAUUUUCUGGAAUAUAAAGAUGUUGCUAGGCAACCACUCCACACACUUUUUCCAAUGGCUACCGAUGAUGCCUUGGAUCUUUUAUCAAAGAUGUUCACUUAUGAUCCAGAAACCAGGAUUUCAGCACAACAAGCAUUACAACAUAGGUACUUCUCUUCUGGACCUCUAUCCAUGGAACCAGAUUCACUUCCAAGACUUGCUCAGGAAAAGGAUGCAUCCAAUCCACAGGAUGGUCCAGCUAUAUUGUCUACGGGAUGGUCAACAGAAUUAAAUCCACAAGAUGGUCCAAAUCAUUUGGCUCCUCCAAGAAAGUCUAGAAGGGUUAUGCCAAAUCCUGAAUUCCUUUUGAGUGCUAACAUGGGAGAAAUGAAAAGCAAGGAACCAAAGGAUGCAAUUGCAAAGAAAAUGCGUUGUCCUGAAUUGGUUGAAGCAGAUAUCGAAUUCAUUGAAAUGGAUCAAUAUUGGAAUGAAACCAAUGAUGAGAAGGUAAUGAACACAUCAGCUGCACCAGUAAUCAACACAUCAAAGGCACCACCACUUUGCAAAGAAAAGGUCAUCUUCACAACUAGUUCACCAUUCGAAGAAGCCAAACCAUUUGAUGAGAAUGCGCCGUAUUGUGAAUAUCACGAUGUAUUUGGACAUGAUUUUGAUCAUUGUCCACAAGCACUCCUUAAAUGUGACUUCUGUAAUCGGGGAUGCCACUCGAGGAGUCAAUGUCCUGAACUUCGGGUGGCGGAAGACAACUUAGAGGCAGAACCAACGGUGAAUAUGCAGGAUGUCAUAAAGGAGAUUUCAGGUUACUUUGAUAGACCACAACAAAAAGUGAUUCAAUAUGUGUUUAAUGAAGGGGACUCACUCGAGUGUUUAGCUGAAAUUUAUAUGGAAACUGUGACUCGUGCUUCGUUGGUCACAUUGACACCCGAAGGAUGGUUGAAUUCUGAGGAGGAAUUAAAGUCAGAUGUUAGAGAUGGUAAGGUGUUAAAGAAGAUAUGGAAAAAAUAUUUGACGCAAGAUACUUACAGUGGUGACAUUCAUAGCUGUGAAAAGAUGUUCAUUCCAAUAAAUGAUGGAGGUCGCCAUUGGUAUGGACGUAUGAUUAAUUUCGAGGAAAGGCGUGUUUCAAUGCUAGAUUCAAUGGCAUCUUCUUGCGAUCAAAGAAAAGCAUUGGUGGUAAAAAUGGUUAAAGUGUUGCAGGAUGUACUUGAAAUAGGAUUUGGCAACACAUACAAAGGCAACAUCGUCUCUUUUCCAAUUGAGGUACCAAACUGGUUGCCUAAACAACGUAAUUGGUACGAUUGUGGAAUGUACGUGAUCAAAUUCAUGGAGCUUUACUUUAUUAUGGAUGAAGGGGUCUCUUUUAGCUUGAAUUCGGAAUUGGAUCGAAUGGAUUUGUUAGUCAAAAUUAUUUUCCAUGAUCAAAAUGAUUGUAGGAAGAGGUUGUUCCAGAAUUUGGGCAUCCAAGAAGUUCAUGUCUUGCAGUAG